Messenger RNA from Vicia villosa (hairy vetch), 1816 nucleotides. RefSeq names its product probable N-acetyltransferase HLS1. The coding region runs from base 332 to 1600 and encodes 422 amino acids. Lineage: Eukaryota; Viridiplantae; Streptophyta; Magnoliopsida; Fabales; Fabaceae. The record is from RefSeq and is a predicted model, not a curated record. Gene Ontology annotation, molecular function: acyltransferase activity, transferring groups other than amino-acyl groups. The transcript has 2 exons.
AUUACUAUCAGAUUGAUCAUCUCACUCAACUCAUAGCCUAUAUAUAAAUAAAUUUUUUUUUUUUUACUAGUUUAUGUGUUUUUUGUUUUCUAGUUUUUUUAUUUUUUCCCUAUAAAUCGCUUGAGACAGUGAUCACAUUCAAAACAAACUCUCCUUUUUAGUACAAGCCUCUUUCUAGGUUACUUUGCCAAGCCUCGGAAAAGCUGCGAUUUCUUUUCCUUACUUUGAUAUUCUUCAUUCAUCAUCACACUCCCCUCUAUAUAAACCCAAACCCUUCCUUCAUUUCUCUUCACCAGUCUUAUUCACCAGUCUUAUUCAGUUCUAAUUAGAAAUGGGUGAAGAAAAUUUGAGUAGUGCGGUGGUUGUUAGUGUGAGAGAGUUUGAUCCAAAUAAAGAUAGAGAAAGUGUGGAAGCCGUUGAAAAAAUAUGUGAAGUUGGUCCCAGUGGAAAACUUUCCCUCUUCACCGACUUGCACGGUGACCCUAUUUGCAGGGUCCGCAACUCACCAACUUUCCUUAUGCUGGUAGCUGAAAUAGACAAUGAGACAGUCGGAAUGAUUCGAGGUUGCAUCAAAACAGUUACAUGCGGGAAAAAGAUGAUAAGAUCAACGAAAAUGAUCACCAAGAACAUGAAAACCGGCGAGUCAAAUUCCGAUCAUGUCCCUGUUCCAGUGUUUACGAAACUCGCUUACGUGUUAGGCCUUCGAGUUUCGCCGAAUCACAGAAGAAUGGGGAUAGGGUUAAAACUGGUACAGAAAAUGGAGGAAUGGUUCAGAGAGAAUGGGGCUGAGUAUUCAUACAUGGCAACGGAAAACGACAACGUUGCAUCAGUUAAGCUUUUUACCGAUAAAUGCGGUUACUCAAAGUUUCGUACACCGUCGAUUCUCGUGAACCCGGUUUUCGCUCAUCGAAUGAAAACGUCGUCGUCGAAGGUAAGCAUCAUUAAGCUUACACCAAACGACGCCGAAUCGAUUUACCGUAACAAAUUCUCCACCACCGAGUUUUUUCCUCGUGACAUUGAUUCUGUUUUGAAAAACAAACUCACUCUCGGAACUUUUCUCGCUGUUCCGAGUAACGGAAAAUAUGGGACUGGGCCUGAUAAUUGGGCUGGGCCGGAGGCUUUUUUAAUGGAUCCACCGAGUUCUUGGGCUUUGGUUAGUGUUUGGAAUUGUAAAGACUUGUUUACCCUCGAAGUGAAAGGCGCGUCGCGCGUGAGACGCGUAUUGGCUAAAACAACUCGCGUGAUAGACAAGGCUUUUCCGUGGUUACGUUUACCUUCGAUUCCGAAUUUUUUUGAACCGUUUGGGUUUCAUUUGAUGUAUGGAAUUGGUGGGGAAGGACCUGAAGCAUUGAAAAUGGUGAAAUCUUUAUGUGGUGUUGCUCAUAAUCUUGCUAUGGAAAAUGGUUGUAGUGCGGUUGCUACUGAGGUUUCUAGCUGCGAACCGUUAAGGUUUGCUAUUCCUCAUUGGAAGGCUUUGUCUUGUGAAGAGGAUUUGUGGUGUAUUAAGAGACUUGGGGAGGAUUAUAGUGAUGGUGCUGUUGGUGAUUGGACUAAAUCUCCACCUGGAUUUUCCAUUUUUGUUGAUCCUAGAGAGUUUUAGGUUUUGUUAGUAGUUCUAACUCAACUAGAAAUUAGAUGUAACAAGUACUAUGUUUUUGUUAUUAGAACAAAAAUAUUUAGCUUUUCUUUUACCUAGAAGUAGGGAGGGACAUAUGUUUUUAUGUCAUGUCAUGUCAUAUCGGUAAUGAGAUGUGAAUUUUGAUUGUAAAGAACAAGAAUAGAAUAUCCCUCUUUUUUUUUUUUAAUUCACUGGCUA